Entelurus aequoreus (snake pipefish) is the source of this 3987-nucleotide messenger RNA. It is a transcript of the gene ube2f, whose product is annotated as ubiquitin-conjugating enzyme E2F (putative). Lineage: Eukaryota; Metazoa; Chordata; Actinopteri; Syngnathiformes; Syngnathidae. The transcript is spliced from 10 exons. The coding region runs from base 272 to 826 and encodes 184 amino acids. The record is from RefSeq and is a predicted model, not a curated record.
AUUUCCCUCACGGACGUCACCGCACUUCCGUUCCCCAUGACACCGGAGUGAAGUUCUGACAGCUCAGGCUUCACUCGGUGCAUCCUCACCCCAAAAAGCCUUCACAAAUAUCACAUUUUCUCACCAUUUUCGCUCUCAAGUGCCUCAAUCUCCGCCUGGAGCUUCAGCGAGCGGAGGGGCAGCCGAUGAUGUUGUAGCACGGAGCGCUCGCUCGGAGAUUACAGGCAUUUGAGUAGCAGUGCAGACCAAGGCAGAGCGCUGCUGAGUAGCCAUGCUCACAUUGGCCAGUAAGCUGAAAAGGAGUGAUGGAGGACAGACUGGCCGUGCCUCUGGAGCCUCUGACUCAACUCAUAGGGUCUCGAUAAGGGACCGUCUCCUUACCAAAGAAGUUGCAGAACUUGAAGCCCAUCUUCCUAGUACAUGCACAGCCAAUUUCCCAGACGAGGACAAGCUGCACCAUUUUCAGUUGGCAGUGUCUCCUGAUGAAGGUUACUACCAAAGUGGGAUGUUUCAGUUUGAAAUAGAUGUUCCAGAAGCUUAUAACAUGGUGCCUCCAAAAGUGAAAUGUCUGACUAGAAUAUGGCAUCCAAAUAUCACUGAGAGUGGAGAGAUCUGCCUGAGCCUAUUGCGUGAACAUUCUAUCGAUGGAACAGGAUGGGCUCCCACCAGAACGUUAAAGGAUGUGGUCUGGGGAUUGAACUCGUUGUUCACCGACUUGUUGAAUUUUGAUGAUCCGUUAAACAUUGAUGCGGCAGAACAUCAUCUGAGAGACAAGGAAGAUUUUCGUAAUAAAGUUCAAGAUUACAUCAAGCACUACGCCAGAUGAUAGACGCAUCGCGCCGCGUCAAGCUGCUCCACCUUUGCCUCAUCUCGGCCGGGUCCUCACGCAAUCAGUCGCCGGCCGUCCUAAAGUCCCACUUUUGCUCACCAGAUUGCAAUAAACCUCAACGUUUUUAAAGGAAGGACGCGUCCACACAAAGCACCGUGCUUGAAUGGUCCUACAGUGUUUUUGGAGGCGACAGUGUGUGAUCAUCGUGACGCAGUCACUGAAUUAAGCUGCUGGCUUGGCGCUUGAACGGCCAACGUUCCUGCGACGUGAUGAAUCACAAUGAACGUAUGUAUUUGUUUUAACAUUAAGUCAUUCAGAGAAGGUUUCAACAGUUGUCACGUUCCAGUGCCUGCAGUGCUUGUGUUGGGAAAGAGAAAAUGCAUUUAAAGAACACAUUUACACACACAUCAUUAUUAUUAUUAUUAUUAUUAUUAUUAUCUAUGCUGUCACGCUACAGUAGUACUCAUGCACACACGCUGCAGAUCAACUCCCAGCCCACAAGACAGCAUUUGAAUGAUCAGCACCAUAUCUGUCUGUUGUCAUUCUUUUGCACGUUCACACACACACACACACACACACACACUUUUGAUCACCUUUGUUUACCUCAUGUGCAGAGGGAGUGACUACUGUACAAUAACUGGACACUUUUUGUCUUCUGCUGCUCAUCUUCCCGUUUCUCUUUUCAUCUGCCUUCUCGUCAUGUCACUCAGACACACACACACAAAAUUAAAAACCAAAAGAAUAAGAAGGUCCACUUAUGCCGGACACGAGUGCAGGCAGCGAGUACUUGAGUUCGGUAGACAAUAAAUUCUGGUCAACAAUAGCAAAUUAUUCAAAAGCAGAAAGAGUAAUUACUUUUUUUUAAGGUUGUUUUGAACAAAAUCUACCGUCUUCCUAAUUUUUUAGAAUAUUUUAAUGUGGAAAAUACAGGCCAUUUACCCUUACAAAUGUAUCCUCCAGCAAUUAGGAUUACAGUCAAAAAGCUGAUCUGCUCAAGCACAGGUGUCAAACUUGAGGCCCAGGGGCCAGAUCUGGCAAGCCAUAUAGCGUUUAUGGCCCACAAACGCCUGGAAAUAAUAUGCGUCAAUAAAGUACCUUUUUUAUUUUUUUUAUUUUUUACUGCAUGUAUUAGUUUUUUCCAUUUUGACAGAAAAAAAAACCUGCAUGAAAGUGCAUACUUUUUAAAAUUGAAUCAUACUUUCCAAACAAUUGUUUUUUUUAAAAAUAAAAAUAAAUACAUAAAUAUCUUCUUUACCUAUGAUUUCAAAGCAAGUUUUCCAUUAAAUCGUACACUGCUAAAUAGAUUUUACGGUAAAAUGUACCGUGGUUUUUACAGCAUAUUGCUGUGAAUUGAAAAACAGUAUAAUUCUGUUGACUGAGUUCCGAUUUUUUUACUGUAAAAUCCACGGUUGUUGUUUUUACGAUGUAUUACUACUUUAAAUGGAAAAACAGUGCAGCAUUUUUUUAUGAUAAAAAAACUGGCAGCUCAGUUGCCAGAAUAAAAAACCAAACAAAAACAGUACUACUGUUUUUCCAAUAUGUUGUUAAAAAAAAAGUUCCGCCUACUAAGCUGCCUGGUUUUUCCGUAAAUAAAACAGUGGUACUGUUUUUCCAUUUACCGUAAUAUAUUGUAAAAACACAUUAUUUUUUACAGUAAAAUUCUUGUGACCGAGUUGCCAGUUGUCACUGUAAAAUCAACAUUUUUUUUACAGUGUACAUACGAAAUAUAUAUAAUAAUAGGCCAAUUCAUAUAUUAUUUGCUGUUACAAGCGGCCUUCUGAUGGCAGUCAAAACUGCGAUAUGGCCCUCGACGAAAACGACACCCGUGUGGUAAAGCAUUGUCUUAUUUUUCUCAACCAUGACUAUAGGAAGGACAAGCCGUAAAAGAAAACGAAUGAAUGGAUGAAAAUGUGCUCUUGGGUGUAGACUACGGUGGUACCUCAGUUUUUGCCAGUAAUCCGUUCCAAAGAGAAAAAACCCGAGUCAUACGAGAACUGAAGCAUUUUUCCACCUUGGAAAUACUGUAAAUCCAGUUAAUUAAAUACAGACACCCCAAACUAAUAACGAAAAAAUUACUAUAGGAGAAAACAAUGUGAAAUAACAUCACUGUUACCUUUAUUGAAGACUCUUCAGACUUCAGUUUCUUUCUUGAAUUAAAUUGUGUUUCUUACUUUUUUGACACUCACAACUUUAAUCGGCCCCUUUGGUGGAUUACUUUAAAAAAAGAAAAAAAGCACUUAAGUUGAGUCACCAAAGCAUAGGAUUCUUUGUUCAGGCACUUGGUUGUGUGGAAUGGCACGCGACACACUUACCGGUUUGUUACAUGCAAUGAAACAGAAUAUGAAAAUGUUGGUGAACGUUAACGCAGAAUAACACAUUUUAGGUGAGGCAUACAAAAACCUAGGUGCCACUGUAAUUGUCCUUUAUUGCAGAUGGUGCUACUCCUUUACUAGAUGAAACAACACACCCAGAUGAGCCGUUUUUGCCAUUGUGGAGAAAGGCCAGUGAAAAAUGUGUGCGUGUGUGAGAUGAGGAUACAAACUGUCACAUGCUUAAGCCAGUGACAGUUUAUACCUCUGGAUUUGUCUUCUUCCUUUCAGAUCCAAACUGCUUUUCUUCUUCCUUUCUUUCUGUUUACCUGUCAUGAUGAAGAAAUGUGUUGGAAGAGAGAUAGAAAGUUCACUGUGUGGAUGUGUGCGCGUGAGGACAUCUCCACUACGAUGUGUUUAAUGUGACUUGUUGGCAUGCUCUGACUCCUUCAUGUCGUCCUUUUUCUUUGCGUCGCAACUUCUGGUCCACAGUUGAAAAAUAAGAGGACCCAUGUCACAGCAGACAUGUAACAACACAUCUGCCAAGGUAAAGGAUGGGGACAGUAUGACGACACAAGUAGUAGAUAAAGUCAACGUGCGCAGUGUUGGUCCAGUAUUCAUUUUAGCCUUACUCACACUGACGGUACAUUGCGUGUCCUUUAUUUUGGCGGUGUGUAGUGAUUGAUUGUUUUUCUGAGGCUGCUGUUUGGGAAAUCUGCAUGAGCUCAUGCCAUAUUUCAACCAGGAGAGAAUUUAGAUUGAAAAGCCAGUCCCUAAAAUUCUCAACUGUGUCUCUCUCAGAUUGUACAUCCGUUUUUUUUUUUAAAGAAAUAUUAAAAAAUUAUAUAA